AAGUUGUUACAGAUGCAAACAGACCACAAGACACAUAUAUCUUCUUCUCUGCGCUCUCUCCGCAGUCGUUUGACGCUUACUGUGUGGUCAUGGCUUGUGUUGCUUCGCUCCACCCACUGUCUUCUUCCUCCCGCUCUCUCUUUCCACCUCUCUGCCGCCAGUCGACGAUUCCCGCCAUCUUCCACCGGCUCAAGAGUUUCUCCUCAACCAGCCGCCUAGUAUCCACCAUGAACCGGUUGAGCCCGGUCCGGGCGCAGGCCAAGCGAGGGUUCUCACUCAAAGAAGACGAAGUGGCCUCCGCUGCGGAUGUGGAAUUUGAAAUCCCUCUGAAAAUUGUGGAAUACCCGGAUCCGAUUCUGAGAGCGAAGAACAAGCGAAUCGAUUCUUUCGACGAUAAUUUGAAGAAUUUGGUAGAUGAAAUGUUUGAUGUAAUGUACAAAACUGAUGGAAUAGGGCUCUCAGCGCCACAAGUAGGGAUCAAUGUGCAGCUCAUGGUUUUUAAUCCGGUUGGUGAGCGUGGUGAAGGGGAGGAAAUUGUGCUUGUGAAUCCAAGGGUUACCAGAUAUUCUCAGAAAACGCGACCCUUUAAUGAGGGUUGCUUAUCCUUCCCGGGGAUUUAUGCUGAUGUUGUAAGACCAGAAACUGUGAAAAUAGAUGCACGGGACAUCAAGGGUGCGAGGUUUACAGUCAGCUUAUCAGGUCUUCCAGCACGGGUGUUCCAGCAUGAAUUCGACCAUUUGCAGGGAGUUCUCUUUUUCGAUAGAAUGAGUGAAGGAGUUCUUGAAACCAUUUGUGCACAGCUACAGGCGUUAGAAAAGAAGUACGAGGAUAGGACAGGACUCCCGAGCCCUGAAAGGGUUGAAACCCGCAGAAGGAUGAAGGCUGCUACUGGUUUUGGAAAAUCACAAUUAGUGUAGGCUCCCACAAACACUUAAAGAGCUUAUAGAUAUGAAAUCCCAGUGUUGUAAUUUAUGAUUUUAUUGUUCAUACAAACUAUACAUUUGCAGGUUCUUGCUUAAUUAUAAUUAGGCACUCCAUAAUAAUUCUUGAUUAAUA
Molecule: messenger RNA, 1056 nt
Organism: Pyrus x bretschneideri (Chinese white pear)
Lineage: Eukaryota; Viridiplantae; Streptophyta; Magnoliopsida; Rosales; Rosaceae
Product: peptide deformylase 1B, chloroplastic/mitochondrial
Exons: 6
Coding region: 90-917 (275 amino acids)
Biological process (GO): peptidyl-methionine modification
Cellular component (GO): chloroplast; mitochondrion
Molecular function (GO): peptide deformylase activity
Source: RefSeq, a predicted model, not a curated record